AUGGCGGUGCCGCUGGGCCGGCGCGGGUGGCCCGGGGCUGGCGGCCGGGGCUGGGAGAUGCUGCUGCCGGCCCUGCUGCUGGGGACCAUGCUGGCGCGGCCCACGGCGGCCCUGGUGGAAGGGCUCUACUGCGGCACGCGGGACUGCUACGAGGUGCUGGGCGUGAGCCGCUCGGCAGGCAAGGCGGAGAUCGCGCGGGCCUACCGGCAGCUGGCCCGGCGCUACCACCCCGACCGCUACCGGCCCGAGCCCGGCGACGAGGGCCUGAGCGCGGAGACGGCCUUCCUGCUGGUGGCGACCGCCUACGAGACUCUCAAGGAUGAAGAGACACGGAAGGACUACGACUAUAUGUUGGAUCAUCCGGAAGAGUACUACAGCCAUUACUACCACUAUUACAGCAGGCGCUUAGCCCCCAAGGUGGACGUGCGGGUGGUGAUUCUGGUCAGUGUGUGUGCUAUCUCAGUGUUUCAGUUUUUCAGCUGGUGGAAUAGCUACAAUAAAGCCAUCAGCUACCUCGCCACGGUGCCCAGGUACCGCAUCCAAGCUACCGAGAUCGCCAGGCAGCAGGGACUGCUCAGAAAGGCCAAAGACAAGGGCAAAAGCAAAAAGUCCAAAGAGGAAAUCCGCGAUGAAGAGGAGAACAUCAUCAAGAACAUCAUCAAAAGUAAAAUAGACAUCAAAGGAGGGUACCAGAAACCCCAGAUCCGGGAUCUGCUCCUGUUCCAGAUCCUCCUAGCCCCUCUUCACCUGUGUUUGUACAUAGCCUGGUACUGCCGAUGGGUCUAUAAUUUUAACAUCCAAGGCAAAGAAUAUGGAGAGGAAGAGAGACUAUACCUCAUUCGUAAAUUUAUGAAGAUGUCAAAAUAUCAGUUUGAUAGCCUAGAAGAUCAUCAGAAAGAAACGUUUCUUAAAAGGGAGCUGUGGAUCAAGGAGAAUUAUGAGGUGUAUAAGCAAGAACAGGAAGCAGAACUAAAGAAGAAGCUGGCCAGUGACCCCAGAUGGAAGAGGUACAGGAGGUGGAUGAAGAACGAAGGGCCUGGACGGCUAACGUUCGCGGAUGACUGAAGACUAACGGGAUGCCACCGUGCCAAACAUUCAUUGUGAUGUUCUUUUAAUAACUGCGUUAUUUUAGAAAUGCAUCAACUGCUCCUCAGCAGUAACUAAAAUCCCUCAAGGAUCUGAUUACACAGAGCACCGUAGACAUUGGAACUUCCCCGUAAAACUUUAUACAUAAGACAUUUAUGAUUGUUCAAUUUUUAUAAUCUAUUUCUGGCUUUUGUUAAAAGAUUUGACAUGAAAAUUUAUUCAUUGUCACAUAAAAAUUUUAUAUGUUUAGUUACAAGAUUUGACAUGAAAAUUUAUUAGAUACCAUUU
Molecule: messenger RNA, 1374 nt
Organism: Ochotona curzoniae (black-lipped pika)
Lineage: Eukaryota; Metazoa; Chordata; Mammalia; Lagomorpha; Ochotonidae
Gene: DNAJC25
Product: DnaJ heat shock protein family (Hsp40) member C25
Exons: 4
Coding region: 1-1065 (354 amino acids)
Biological process (GO): protein folding
Cellular component (GO): endoplasmic reticulum membrane
Source: RefSeq, a predicted model, not a curated record